Cynara cardunculus var. scolymus (artichoke) is the source of this 1396-nucleotide messenger RNA. RefSeq lists its product as uncharacterized. The record is from RefSeq and is a predicted model, not a curated record. The transcript has 6 exons. Gene Ontology annotation, molecular function: protein binding. The coding region runs from base 221 to 1135 and encodes 304 amino acids. Lineage: Eukaryota; Viridiplantae; Streptophyta; Magnoliopsida; Asterales; Asteraceae. Gene Ontology annotation, biological process: RNA processing.
AGUCAACACCACCCUAUUUCAAAUGGUAUAAAAUUGCAUUACUGAAAAGGGUAUUUUUCACGCUAUCUUGAUCACCUUUCGACCACCAUUUCCAUGUGGGUAUUCGGAAUUCAACAUUCCAUUUGAAACCCAUAUAUAUAUAUUCCAAUCUGAUAAACCCCUGACUUCUGUCCACAGAAACCAAGAUUUCAGUCUAAAGAUUGGAUAGAAAAACCCUAUUAUGAUGUUGCAUACAGAGCCAUCUUUCUCUGUUUAUGCUGAUGCAGAUGUGUUUCUUGAUAGUAAUACAAUUGGGGAUUUAAAGGUCAAACAAGGCAGUGGUGAGUUCAGUUUUGCAAAUGAUGAAGAUGGUAGUAGUAGAUUCAGUGGAUUUGAGAAUUUGGGUAUUCAAAAAGAAGAUCAACAGAUUGAAUCAGUGGGUAUUAAUGGCAAACAGACAAGCUUUGAUCAGACUGUUGACGAAGAUCCUUCAAACCCUGUGUUCUUGAAGAACCAUGCUCAUCUUUUGUUGUCGAACGGAGAUCUUAACGGAGCUGAGGAAUACUACUUGCGCGUUACACAGACAGAUGCUAACGACGGGGAAUCUCUAAUGCAAUAUGCUAAGUUGGUAUGGGAGCUUCAUGGUGACAAAAAUAGAGCCUCGGCUUAUUUAGAGAGGGCUGUUCAUGCCGCUCCUCAAGACUGUAACGUUCUUGCAGCAUAUGCAAGUUUUCUGUGGGAAAUAGAUGAAGACGAAGAGAAUGAUGAAGCGACUACACUUGUUGAGCAAUCUUUGGAGGUAGAAGAAAGACCGGGAAUCCUUGGAGUUGAAGCUGUCGAGGAAUAUUACAAGAGCAUGGUUAACAAAAACCGCGGUGAUUCUUUGCUUCUUAGCAACUACGCCCGCUAUCUUCAACAGACCAAGGGAGACCUUGAAGGAGCCGAAGAGUAUUACUCACGUGCAAUACAAGCGGAUGGUGAGGACGGCGAGGUAAUUUCAGAAUACGCUCAAUUGGUGUGGGAACUUCAUCGCGAUCAACACAAAGCCGCUAGUUACUUUGAGCGAGCGGUUGAAGCUGCUCCAGCCAACAGUCAUGUUCUUGCUGCAUAUGCCAAGUUUCUAUGGGAAGUAGAGGGUGAAGACGGUGACGAAUAACUCGGCCUACCACUUCUUUAGGGGUCGCUGGUCCGUGACCCGGGACUUCUAAAGACAUUUAGCUUUUACUUCGCUUUCAACAGACAACAAAGCAUGAGAUAACCGAUUGUAUAACCAUGCAUCGGAAAUGCAGAAUUGCCAAGUUUACGUGUUAUAAGGUCGAGACUCGACCAAUAUGUUGUCGGCUUGUAUUCUGUUUUCUUUUCUUCUAUUGAUAUAUGUAACAAAGCACGAGGGUUUCAAUAUGGAUAGAAAAUUAGA